AUGGAUAAUGACCUCAAAUGCAAUCGUCUCACUUGUCGAAGGGCGUUGAUCGAUAAAGCCGUGGUUGGGCCUAACUUUGAACAUUGUCCUGUACUAGUUGACUGUGCCAAUGAGCUCUUCAGUGCCGCAAGACUCUGCCCCGGCAAGCACCCGUGCGAGACGUCUUUGACCGAACCUGACGAUGUUGUGGUAUGCUCAUUGCAUCCGUCAAAUGACUACAAAACUUCGGUUCUCUCAGGAUUGAAUCCCGCGACAGUUCUCGAGAUAUGCAGCCGGGCCAUAUCGUUCUGGCAAUACCAGAUAUAUCAAGAGAACUCCUUUCAACAAGCAGUGCUCCGCAACAUCAACGACAAGAAUGCCCAGCUACAAAAGCAGAUCGACAAUGUUGUGAGAGAAGGUGAGUUCAUAUCUCGUCUUCACGGGUUGAUCUGA
This is a messenger RNA of Heterobasidion irregulare TC 32-1, 432 nucleotides long. RefSeq lists its product as uncharacterized. The record is from RefSeq and is a predicted model, not a curated record. Lineage: Eukaryota; Fungi; Basidiomycota; Agaricomycetes; Russulales; Bondarzewiaceae. Gene Ontology annotation, cellular component: synaptonemal complex. The transcript is spliced from 8 exons. Bases 1 to 432 code for a protein of 143 amino acids. Gene Ontology annotation, biological process: reciprocal meiotic recombination. Gene Ontology annotation, molecular function: ubiquitin protein ligase activity.